GCGGUACUUCUUGCAGCUAUUUUUACGACUCAGUCACUGUCGCUCCUUUGAACCCUAGCGUUUUGUUUACUUCUUGCAACUUGGGAUUUAGAAAGUAUGUCGGAUAAAAAAGGUAGAAAGAAAACCCAUCUUAAGGUUGUGGUUGUGGGCGAUGGCGCUUGUGGGAAAACUUGUCUUUUGACUGUUUAUGUUCAAAAAAAGUUUCCCGAAGAAUAUGUCCCUACCGUUUUUGAAAAUCAUGUCAGUGAAGUUUCUUGUGACGGCAAAGAUUACGAGCUAGCAUUAUGGGAUACAGCAGGACAAGAAGAAUAUGAUCGCUUGCGUCCAUUAUCCUACUGUGAGACAGACUGCAUUGUAGUAUGCUUUGCCGUUGAUAUGAGAGACUCUUUAGAAAACAUUGAACCUAAAUGGAUUGCUGAGGUUAAGCACUACUGCCCUAACGAGCCCAUUGUCUUGUGCGCUUUGAAAGUUGAUCUGCGGGAUUCUGAGAAGGGAUGCAUUUCUAGAGAAGAAGGACAACAACUUGCUGACAAGUUGAAUGUCGCUUAUGUUGAGUGCUCCGCAAAAAAUAAUGAAAAUGUAAACUUAGUUUUUGAAACUGCUAUUCGUGCUUGUAGCAAACCCGUUCAGAAAUCUUUUUGUACUCUUUUGUAACUUUUGAGGCUCACUUCACCUCUUCAGUUUCG
This is a messenger RNA of Zophobas morio, 686 nucleotides long. Its product is annotated as ras-like GTP-binding protein Rho1. NCBI's taxonomy places the organism in Eukaryota, Metazoa, Arthropoda, Insecta, Coleoptera, Tenebrionidae. The transcript has 6 exons. Bases 97 to 654 code for a protein of 185 amino acids. Gene Ontology annotation, biological process: small GTPase-mediated signal transduction. The record is from RefSeq and is a predicted model, not a curated record. Gene Ontology annotation, molecular function: GTPase activity; GTP binding.